Molecule: messenger RNA, 2198 nt
Organism: Anarrhichthys ocellatus (wolf-eel)
Lineage: Eukaryota; Metazoa; Chordata; Actinopteri; Perciformes; Anarhichadidae
Product: protocadherin gamma-A11-like
Exons: 1
Biological process (GO): homophilic cell-cell adhesion
Cellular component (GO): plasma membrane
Molecular function (GO): calcium ion binding
Source: RefSeq, a predicted model, not a curated record
CUGAUAAUGGACCCCAGUUCUACAGGAACGAUGCAGCGGAUGCAGUGUGAGAAAAGCAUCCUGGAUGAACCAGACUCUCCUCUAGAGGUUAGAAAUUAUAGUAGAAGCAAACCACGACCAUCCUAAUGUUCAGUACCAUGGACAGAGACACGGCAUCUAUCUAUCCAUCUAUCUAUCUAUCUAUCUAUCUUUCUCUCUAUCUAUCUUGAUCUCUAUCUUCCUCUCUAUAUUCCUUUCUAUCUUUUUCUCUAUUUUUUUUUUUUACUUAUGUAUAUCUAUCAUGUUUGUACAAGUAAGAAUAUCUCAAUCCGUAUUGUUAAAAAUAUCUCUGUAGUUUCUGUUCAAGUCCCUAAGUGCCGCUGUUGGUUAGUGUGAGGAAAGCGAGGUUCUUUUCCUGAGUGAAGUCCUCCCUCGUCAGUCUGAUGCGUUCAGGGCUUUAUUAUAAUCGUAACUAUAGACUGACAAAGACGGUCCUCAGCAAUGCGCUCAUGAUCAUUUGGUCGAAUUUUGACACAGUGGUUUUGUAAUUCUACUCGGAUUUUACGAAGGCUCUCGUCAUGAUCGGUGUUCUUUUUUGUGGGACCGAAAGAAAAUCAUUUUCAUGGUGUCAACUGCUUCUCUGCAUAUGUGUCGCAGAGAUGGCUCUCGGGCAGGUCCGUUAUUCUGUACCCGAGGAGAUGGCUACGGGGUCGGUUGUCGGAAAUAUCAUUCAGGACCUAGGCUUGGAUGUUAAACGGAUGAAAUCUGGGCGGGCUAGGAUAUUUACCGAGGACGGCAGUGAGUACAUUGGUCUUAAUGCAGAAAAGGGAACUUUGGUCGUGGCUAAAAGAAUAGACAGAGAAGAAUUGUGCAAGCAAGUGUCUCCCUGCUCUCUUCACUUUCAAAUCAUUCUAGAAAAUCCAAUGGAGUUGCAUCGAAUUGAUGUAGAGAUUACAGAUAUUAAUGACAAUGCUCCGUUCUUCUCGAAGAAAGAAUACAAUUUCCAGGUUAUUGAAUCUGCAUCACCGGGGGCUCGUUAUUCGCUUGAGAGUGCUAAAGAUCCCGAUGUAGCACACAACACCAUUCAAACAUACAAACUCAACCCGACAGAUAAUUUCAAAUUGAACGUUGUCUCACUGCCUGAUGGCACAAAAUAUAUUGAAAUGGUACUUCACACGUCACUUGACAGAGAAAAACAAGAAGAACAUAAAUUAACUCUGACAGCAUUUGACGGUGGUAAUCCUCAGAAAACGGGUUCUGUCAAAAUAAACGUGGUCGUUUUGGAUGCCAACGACAAUGCACCAGCAUUCAGUCAGUCCGUUUACAGAGUAACCGUUCCUGAAAACGCUUCUCGUGGCACUGUUAUUUUAAGAGUCAGUGCCACUGAUAAUGAUAAAGGAGCAAACGAAGAGGUAGUGUAUUCGUUUUCCCAACAUACCGAUAGCGCAUCAUCCCUGUUUAAUAUGGAUGCCCAAACUGGGGAAAUGACCGUAGUUGGUAUGUUAGAUUAUGAAAAAGCAAAACAUUAUGAGAUAAACAUUGAAGCUGCAGACAAAGGAGGGUUGACAGACACAAGCAAGGUGCUAAUUGAGGUGACCGACCUAAAUGACAAUGCCCCUGUCAUAAGCAUAAUUUCCCUCUCCAAUCCCAUACCAGAGGAUUCGGCUCCAGAAACUGUUAUAGCAAUGCUCAAUGUCAAAGACCUGGACUCAGAUAAAAAUGGCCAAGUUAAGUGUUUUAUUAGCAAAGAUUUGCCUUUCAAAAUCAAGUCUUCAUCGACUAACUUCUAUAGCCUGAUGUCUGACGAUGUUUUGGAUCGUGAAACAGUCCCGGAAUAUAACAUAACUAUAACUGCAAUGGACGAGGGUUCCCCGCCUUAUUCCACAAACAAGACAAUUCAUUUAAGAAUAUCGGACGUAAACGACCACGCCCCAAUGUUCCCUCAAUCAUUUAGCACAGCUUUCAUCAGUGAAAAUAAUUCACCUGGCAUGGCACUCCUCUCUGUCAAAGCCAGUGACAAAGACUAUGGCAACAAUGCACGCAUUUCCUAUUUCCUUGAGGAUAGCCAACUGAAUGGAAUGUCAGCCUCUGCUUAUUUUUCAGUGAAUGCAGAGAGUGGAGAGAUACUUGCUGUGCGUUCCUUCGACUAUGAGCAAAGAAAAGAGUUCCAUAUUCGCAUCAAAGCGCAGGAUGGAGGCUCCCCUCCACUCAGUAGCAAU